Molecule: messenger RNA, 2399 nt
Organism: Magallana angulata
Lineage: Eukaryota; Metazoa; Mollusca; Bivalvia; Ostreida; Ostreidae
Exons: 6
Coding region: 273-1280 (335 amino acids)
Biological process (GO): sterol biosynthetic process
Molecular function (GO): C-4 methylsterol oxidase activity; iron ion binding
Source: RefSeq, a predicted model, not a curated record
UGGCGAUACAACAUAAUAGUGAUGAUAUUACUAUACAGAGAAAAUUUCCCCUUCGUUCGCCCCAUUUAGUUUUGAUCGCUUCUUGCCCCCAGAGCAUUGACGAUAAACACCGGUAUCAUCAACAGUGGGCCCAGUUUUUGACUUGACGGACGCUAAAGACAAGCAAUAUUUCGAGGAUGUGAUACAAGUGGAAUUUACUGGUGAAUACAGGAAGAAAACCUCAUCCGGCUAAAUACUAUACAUAGAAAAGGUGGACUCAUUAAUAAAAAAAGAUGGGGCUAAUAGGAGAAAACAUGUCGGAAUCGUUCUCCAAGUUUGCAUUCAUGGUCAUUGUUUUCUUUUUGGCGACUGCUACAAGAGGAGAAUGGCUCCUGGUGAUAGUAUACAUGUUCAGGGACCAGCUUCAACAAAUAACGGGCUUAGGACUGGAUGAGCAGGUGCCUACUGUGAGCGCUGACAAUGUCACCACCGGCACCACCCACCCUCCCCAAUCCCUGCUGGAAUCCCACCACCUCCAGAACGUGCACUGGUUCGUUCUGAUGGCCGUGUCCACGUCUUUCAUUAUGUACUAUGGCAUGGCGUAUGGGUGGCACUAUUACUACUAUGUCAACCGCAGGCACUUGGCCAAGGAGUGGAAGUGUCAGCCGGACAAGUUCUUGACCCCCGAGAACGAAAGACACGAGAUUCUCCUGGGCUCUUUGAACAUGUUAAUAGGGUCAACGGCUUCUGGGGUCAUUGCCUGUUACAUCAUGAACGGCGGGCAUUCUAAAAUGUACUACAGUGUACCAGAGCGAGGCUGGGCAUACUUCCUUUUCUCUCUAGUGGCGUUCUUUGUCUAUAACGAGACAAUGGCCUACUACCUUCACCGUCUGUUCCACAACCCUUGGCUGUAUAAAAAGAUCCACAAAAUGCACCACCGGUACCACCAGCCCACGGCCUGGAGUGCAGUGGCAAUGCAUCCUCUGGAAUUUAUCAUGUACCAGGGGUAUCUGGCGGCCACGCCCUUCCUUGUCCCAAUCCAUGCUUUCCCCUUCCUGUUUGUGUUGCUUUAUUCCUACUACUACGGACUCUGCGACCAUUCCGGAAUCAAGAUGGGCGCCAUCUGGCCAUGGCAACCGCAUUCCUAUUUCCAUGACAACCACCACAAACAUUUUCACGUCAAUUUUGGAUUCAACACGUACUUUUUCGACUGGUUCCAUGAUACUCUGAGGAAAGAGAGCAGAGUUUAUGGGGAAGAGGUUUUUGGGGGACGAGGAAAACAAAGCCAGAAAUCGGAAUAGUCAUUUAGAACAAAGCAGUCUUCCUGUUGGUGCCACUGUAUGACCAUAAGAUUCUGUUGUUUGUGAAAAUGGUUAAUUGUGAAGAUAAUGUUCUGUUGAAAUAUUAAUGAAUACUUUUUAUCAAUGUAACUUUUCAAGGGUACUGCAAGAACGUAAGAGAAUGUUUAUAUAUAGGAAUUUAGAGAUAAAUGGGGAUAUUUUUUUUUUGGGGGGGAUGGUCAGAAAUAUUAUUUAAGUCUAUUUCAACUUGAUUGAAAUGCAAGGACAUCAAACUGUUAUUUUAAAAGAGAUAAAUAUUUUCUGUUUGUAUAUAAGAUUGGCACGUACUGUGUGCGUGUAACUGUGUGUGAUUGUGAUGUAACACGUAACAGGUAACCAGGUACACACCAAAGAACAGAGUCUGUGUGAGGGCCCGAUCUGGGCUGGUCAGGUAUUGAUAAUCCACUAUGACGUGUAAUCUGUGACACAGAUUUCACUGAUACUCAGUCGUGACUAGCCACAGGAGAGUGCUGAUAUUUAUUUGUUUUCACUGACUGUAGUUGUAUUUUGUUAACUGUGCUAUAGUAACUUAUUUUCAUUGUUGUUAUGGUUUUUUUUUUUAUUUUACGCUAAGAUCUCUGUCCACGUACCCAUAUGACAGUUAUACGAUCGCAUUACUUGAUGGGUAUUUGGAGUGGUCCGUAUUGGCAGUAUUUACACAAUAUAUUUACAUGGAAACAUCCCAGUCCUCUCCCGCGCCCAAAUGACAGCGAAUACAACGACAUCCCAUUUGUAUUGCUUGACGGGUGCCAAGGAUGAGGUUAAGGGAUUCUAGCAUCAACCCACCCCUCUUAUUCCCUACCCCAAUCAUAGUCACCAAAACAUCAAAUGACAGCUAAUACAGUACUAUCUCAGAUGUAUUGCUUGAUGAGAGUUAUGGUUAUGAAGGACACCCCACCCCCACCCCCAAUCAGAGGUCAGAGUAUUUUGACCGACCGAUAUUAUAUUGUUAAAACUCCAACAAAGAUAUCUAUUUUUUUUAAAACACAAGAUAGAUUGUUAAAUUCAAUACAUGUACAUUGAAUUUGUAGUUUGAAAAAGUUUAGCUCUAUUUGUGGAAUUUAAAUUUAAAGUUCAAAA